AAAAAGAAAAAGAAAGAGAAGAAAGCCUUUUCCCUCCUAGGAUCGUGCCGCGGGAUAAGUGACAUUUGCUGGCCAUGGGGGAGGGGUCACAGAUUAGCACUCGCUUUCCUUGCCUUUCCACCCUGUUCCCUGUCUGACCUCCUUUGAGUUGGUGGUGUCGCCCCCCAAAGAGGUGUCGUCUCGCUGUGCCUGCCCCCCCUUCCCACCAGCCUUCUCCCUCUCCCGGCCAUGCAGCCCCACGUGGCCCCGCAGCCUCUGCCCUGGGCCCUGGGCCUCCCAGCACAAGCAGCCCCUUCAGGGGGCCUGGGGCGCCCUCCUCACGCCACUGUCCCCACCUCUGUCACGGCCCCUCGCACCAGGUCGCUGUGAACUGUUUUGCCUUGUAAAACCAAACAGUUCCCGGAGAAUUGCAUCAGCUUUGAUAUCUUAGGGCCGCGUCUGGUGCAUAGUAAACAUUUACUUACAGCCCUCUGUCCCUUUACCCUCCUCCUUUCUUUGGGUUCUUGUUCAGUGUUGGCGUGACGCGAUGAAUAGCAUUAGACGUCUGUUCAGUAAGCGCCGAGGAAGGAGUGAGGACAGAAAGUGGGAGAAGCCCGGCCUCACACCCCUUGUUUCGGGAGCGAUGGAGACCCUGAAAGACAAGACCCUGCAGGAGCUGGAGGAGAUGCAGAACGACCCGGAGGCCAUCGACCGGCUGGCCCAGGAGGCCCCUGAGGUCCAGGACCUGCAGCUGGAGCGGGAGAUGGCGCUGGCCACCAACCGCAGCCUGGCCGAGCGGAACCUGGAGUUCCAGGGCCCCCUGGAGAUCAGCCGCUCGAAUCUCUCGGACAAGUACCAGGAGCUCCGGAAGCUUGUGGAGCGGUGCCAGGAGCAGAAGGCCAAGCUGGAGAAAUUCUCGUCGGCGCUGCAGCCGGGGGCCUUGUUAGACCUGCUGCAGAUCGAGGGCAUGAAGAUAGAAGAAGAGUCUGAGGCCAUGGCUGAGAAGUUCCUGGAGGGCGAGGUGCCCUUGGAGACGUUCCUGGAGGACUUCUCGGCCAUGAGGAGGCUGUCGCACCUGCGCCGAGUUCGCGUGGAGAAGCUCCAGGACGUGAUGAGGAAGCCCAGAGCUUCCCAGGAGCCCUCGGGGGCCGGCCCCCAGCACACCGCCCCGGCCUGGCUAUCCCGCGCCCGCCUCUGGUGCCUCUGGCCCCGGGUACCCCUUGUCGGGGGGCCGGGCUCGCAGUCCUGGUUACCCUCAACAGCCCUCCUACCCCGCGGCGGGAGGAAAACCUCCUUACCCGACGCAGCCCCAGUUCCCCAGCUUCCCGGGCCAGCCCCAGCCCACAGGCCCCCCUCAGCCUGCGGGCGGUGGGGCAUGGGCGGCUUUGGUCCCAGCAGCCCUAGUGGUCACCGACCUUCUGUGCUCCAGGCCAUGGCUGAGAAGUUCCUGGAGGGCGAGGUGCCCUUGGAGACGUUCCUGGAGGACUUCUCGGCCAUGAGGAGGCUCUCCAGGACGUGA
Messenger RNA from Myotis brandtii (Brandt's bat), 1498 nucleotides. It is a transcript of the gene VPS37C, whose product is annotated as vacuolar protein sorting 37 homolog C (S. cerevisiae). The coding region runs from base 527 to 1498 and encodes 323 amino acids. The record is from RefSeq and is a predicted model, not a curated record. Gene Ontology annotation, biological process: protein targeting to membrane; ubiquitin-dependent protein catabolic process via the multivesicular body sorting pathway; protein targeting to vacuole. Gene Ontology annotation, cellular component: ESCRT I complex. Lineage: Eukaryota; Metazoa; Chordata; Mammalia; Chiroptera; Vespertilionidae. The transcript is spliced from 6 exons.